AUGUUAGGCCGCUAUGGGCUGAAGACAUAUGUCACCCCCAGUGAAUCCUGGGAUUGCAGCCAAAGGAAGAAGGCAUGCAGGACAGUGGUUCAGGCCGACAUAGUGUUUCUGGUGGAUGAGUCCUGGAGUGUGGGUCAUAGAGACUUUUCCAGAGUCAAAGACUUCAUCACAGCCAUCAUCUCCUCCUUUCAGGACAGUGUGGUCGGAGCUGAUGGGGUCCGUUUUGGAGUCACUGUCUUUGGGGAUGUUCCAAGGAUGCGGAUUGCUUUGACAGACUACAGUUCCCUUGAGGAGGUACUCAGAGCCAUCAAAGACCUUCCCUAUGAGGGUGGAUCCAGGAGGACUGGCAUGGCACUCCAGUUUCUGGUCGACUCUGUUUUCAGCCCCGUCAUCAGGCGGGAUUCUGCCCCAAAGAUUGUUGUUUUGAUCACAAAUGGACAGUCGGACGACCAGGUCAAUGUUUCAGGCAGAGCAGUAGCAGACAAUGGAAUUACUGUCUUUGCAGUAGGCCUCACGGGGGCUGAUGAGGCAGAGCUUAGGAGGGUUGUGUCGGAGCCAUAUGCUGAGCAUCUAUUGCCGGUCACUGAUUUCUCUACCAUGGACACCAUCCUCCCCAAACUGUCCCGCAGAGUGUGCCUCACUGCCUCUGAACCCCCACGCCCUGUGAAAAUUUCCCAGCCUAGUGAGGAACGUGUGGUGGGUCCCAGAGACCUUCAGGUUAGCGAACUGGCCCACAGUUCUCUUAGACUGACGUGGAGCCAGGCCACGGGUGAUGUCACCGGAUAUCGCCUCCUGGUCAUUCCACUCAGCUCAAAGGGACAACUCCUUUCUGUGCAGCAGAGGCAGAUGGAUCUGAAGGCAGAUGUGAGCACAGCCAUGGUGACAGAGCUGAGUCCAAAAACCGACUAUUCCCUCACCGUCUAUGCCAUGUACCCAGGCCUCAUAGGAGACUCUGCGACAAUCAAAGUAAAGACAACGCCUUUGCCCGAAGUUUCAAACUUCCGUGUUAUUGAGGAGGGCCUGUUCUCCCUGCGCCUGGGCUGGACACCCCCUCAGGGGAAGCUAAAUGGAUUCAAGAUCUUCAUCCCGAGAUCCAACAGACCAGGAUUCAUUUAUGAGCAGCUGCUUCCCAGAGACAUCUCCUCUCAUGUGAUUGACAGUCUGGAGGAGGAUAAGAAGUACACUGUCAGUAUUUAUGCUGUGUACCCCGAAGGACCAAGUAAACCGGUUUCAGUAGUGGGGAAGACAUUGAAGUUGGUGCCAGUUCAUCAGUUUCUGGUCCAAAAUGCCACCACAGACACCGUUCAAGCAAGGUGGGCAUCAGUUAGAGGUGCUACAGGAUACCGUUUGACAUGGGCAUCUACAGAAGGCCACAUAGAAAACAUAAACCUCGGGGACAAUUUUAACUUCUACAUGAUACAGGGCCUUCACACAGGCUCUGAGUACACCAUCACCAUCAACCCCAUCUUUGGAGACAUUGAGGGGCCUAUCACCACUGCGAAAGUCAAGACACUGGAAAGUAGUUCAGUACAGACUCUGAAAGUAUCUGCUGUGAGCACAAGUGCUGCAGUCGUCUCAUGGAACAGUGUCCCGGGGGCUACAGGAUACAGAUUGGCAUGGAGACCCACCCCAGAGUUUGUUGGUCGGGAUCGUCCCAGGCAAUUGGCUCUGAACAGCAGCACUACACAGUACCAGCUGAAAAAUGUAGCCCAUGAUACGGAGUAUGUCCUGACUCUUUAUGUGCUGUUUGGCUCUGCGGUUGGACCUGGCAUCACUGUCACCUUCAGAACUUCUCCUUUGGGUUAUGUCUCUAACUUCAAGGUGACAUCCUACACAAGCACCAUUAUAGAUGUGGCGUGGAGUCCCAUCGUUGGAGCCACCGAGUACAAACUCUCAUGGAAAACAGAUAAUAGCAAACCCCAAGUCCAGUACCUGGAUCGUAGCAUCCUCUUCCAUCGUCUCAAAGACCUGAAUCCACAGUCUACCUACACAGUCACCAUCUGUGCAGUGUAUGGCAACUCAGAGGGACCAGAAAUCUCCUUAUCUCAGCUCACAGCUGCAGUGUCAGAGUCAGAUCCAAUCCAGGCAGUGAGGGAGGUGAAGGUUGAGGACAUUGGAGUAAAUUCCUUCACACUAUCUUGGAAAAAAGCACCAGGGGCUUCUGGAUACAAAAUCUCUUGGAUCCCAUUUCUUGGGGGGGAUGAGAAGUCCCAUGUGGUAUCGGCUGAUUCUGCUUCCUACACCAUCCGCAACCUGCGAGAGAGCUCGGCUUACAAGAUCCAGGUGUCCUCCAUGGUGGGCAGCAGGGAAGGAAGCGCUGUCCUGGUCACAGCACGUACCUUGGAUCUUCCAAAAGUAGAAGGAUUUGCUGCUUUGAAUACAACAGACAACAGUACUGUUCUGAACUGGACACGCGUAGCUGGUGCCUCAGGAUAUCGCCUCUCCUGGAGGCACAUCUCAGUGUUUGACACAAAAACAGAAAUCCUUGGCCCUGGUUUCACCUACUAUAAGAUCAGUGAUCUCUUGUAUGGCAGAACAUAUCUUUUCACCAUCAGACCUUUGUAUGGAGAAGUGGAGGGGCCUAUAAGCACCAUGUAUCAGAGAAUAUUGGGACCAGCUUGCCCAGCGUUAACAGUCCAGCCUGUGCCACCUACAGUGCCCCCCCAUUCCCCUCCUAUCACUGGGGACUCCCAGACUCCCUCUAUCAUCAACACAACCACUGCUCAAUCACCCAUGAGGACCACCUGGCACCCUGAUGUUGUGCUUCCAACUGAGUCCUUAACAACCAAGAAGCCCCACGUUCAGCCAAGUGUCACUGAGGGCAAGGCAGGAGCAGUCACAUCCUUUCGAUUAACCACACUGAGUAGAGUGACAGAGAAAAAAACACCACCACAACCAGUGUGCGGUAAGACCAAAGCAGAUAUAGUAUUCUUGGUGGAUGAGUCGUCGAGCAUUGGCACCGACAACUUUAGGAAGAUGAAAGACUUCAUAUUUCGAGUGGCUACAUACUUCCCCGUAAUUGGUUCACAAGGCACGCAGAUAGCUGUGGUUCAUUACAGCGAUGAGCCUCGCAUUGAAUUCCGCCUUAAUGACUUCAAAGACAGAAACUCUGUGCUCAGGGCUCUCAGAGCGCUGCGUUAUGGAGGGGGCAACACCAAAACCGGAAAGGGAAUCAGCUAUGUUCUGCAAGAACUGUUUCAGGAGGCUCAUGGGAUGAGGCAGGAUGUACCCCAUGUUCUGGUUUUGUUUACGGAUGGCAAGGCCCAGGACAAUGUGGUGCCGCCCUCCAGAAUUGCACGCGCCUUGGGGGUCAGCGUCCUGGCAGUUGGAGUUUCGAAUGCAGAUCAUGAAGAACUGAAUAAAAUUGCAGCUCCUACCAGCUACAAAAACAUCUUCUAUUCACCAACUUUUGAUGAUUUUCCCUCCGUGGAGAGAGAAUUUAUCAGAAGCCUCUGUAGUGACGAACUCGUCACAGAGUUCAAACUACAAGAUGAGGGUGCUCAGCUAGACACCCCCACUGAUGACCCAGAGGAGAUGCUUAAGCCCGAGGGUCCAUGCCUAACUCAGUGCAUGAAGGGCCAAAAAGGGGAAAAGGGAGACAGUUUGGGUCUUGGUCUGAGAUUCAGACAAAGCCCUGGAGAGUUUGAUCCUUUCACAUCGUCAAAAGGAGAGAAAGGAGAAAGGGGACUUCCUGGAACUGACGGUGUUCCUGGUUUGCCAGGUCGCCCAGGAAGAACUGGACCACCGGGUUCUGCUGGCCAACGGGGCCCUACAGGUGUUCCAGGUGACAUGGGUCCACCUGGGCUUCCUGGUCCAAAGGGACAGAGAGGAGAAAGAGGAGAGCCGGGAUACGUUAUAGCUGGUACAGAUGCAAAUUUUGUGCCCGGACGAAAAGGAGAGCCAGGCUCCUCAGGUCCCCCAGGACCUCCCGGUCUUCCAGCGGUCAAUGGAGCUCCAGGUCUGCCUGGUCAGCCAGGAUCACCGGGGCCACCAGGAACAGCUGUCAAGGGAGAUCCCGGAGAGCCGGGUACAAAAGGCUUACGUGGGAAGCAGGGCGUGAAAGGAGACAAAGGAGAGCCGGGAAAAGAUGGCAUUGCAGGUUUGCCUGGUCCCAUUGGUGUCGAUGGGGGACCAGGACUGCCAGGCCAGAAAGGAGAAAAGGGUGAGGAGGGAGUUGGCAUACAAGGUGUUCAAGGUCCUCAUGGAGAGAAAGGAGAGAAGGGAGAUAUUGGAUUAGCAGGACCAGUUGGCCCAAAGGGUGAGCGUGGAGAGCAGGGCAUCCAGGGAAUCAUUGGACCUCGGGGAAAAAAGGGAAUGAAAGGGGAGCAAGGAGACAAGGGAGACCAAGGAGAGGUGGGACCAAUAGGACCACAAGGACCCCCAGGGCCGACAGGACCGAUGGGAUUAAAGGGAGAUGAAGGUCCAAGAGGACCUGCUGGAGACCCGGCAAAGGGUAUAAUUGGUCCAGCUGGGAAAAAGGGGGCCAGGGGAGACAUCGGUCCAGUUGGUUCCACAGGCCCUCAGGGAAUAAAGGGAGAACAAGGAGACAAGGGAGAAAAGGGUAGUCCUGGUUUUGGGAUUCCAGGACAGCAGGGGCAGAAGGGAGAAAAUGGAGAAAGGGGAAAUGUUGGUUUAUCAGGAAAACCAGGACAAAAGGGGAAAGAUGGCUCUAAAGGUGAAAAAGGGAGCAUUGGAUUACCUGGCAAUCCUGGAGAACCGGGAUUAAGAGGUAAAGAUGGUGCACCUGGAGCUAAAGGAGAACCGGGAAUGAAGGGUGAACAAGGAGCAGCUGGAGAGCCUGGUGAAAGAGGAAUCAGGGGUCCAUUGGGAUUACCAGGAAAACCAGGUGACACUGGAGAAAAAGGUGACCCUGGCAAGCCUGGCCCACCUGGUGCCGAUGGCAAAAAAGGUGACAAAGGAGAGGCGGGAAAGCCUGGACCUCCGGGAACACAAAUUGGUUCAGACAACAUACUGACCAGAGUAAUUAAGGGUGAUCCUGGAGAGCCAGGUCAGCCAGGUUUGCGAGGAGAAAUGGGCCCGCCUGGGCCACAAGGUCCAGAGGGGAAACCUGGAUUGCCAGGACAGUCUCUGGGUGGUUCUGGAAGAGAUGGAUUAGAUGGCUUACCAGGAAAACCAGGAAUGAAGGGUGACCAGGGACAGAAAGGAGAGCCUGGUCCGAAAGGAGAAAAAGGAGAUCAAGGCCGUGUUGGGAUUGCUGGGAUGCCUGGCUUACCGGGGACUCCUGGGAGACCUGGCAUUGAUGGGAAGAGGGGCCUGCCAGGAAAAGAUGGAGAAAGAGGACUCAAAGGAGAUGACGGCAAGAAGGGGGACAAGGGAGAUGCAGGUGCUGAUGGUAAAGAUGGUAGUAAAGGCGAACCAGGGCUUCCAGGUUUGCCUGGGAGGCAGGUGCUUGUCACUCCUGAGGGUGCUACCAUUGAUGAAAUCCGACAAGCAUUCCCAAUGCCAAUGGGUCCUCCAGGACCUACUGGUUCUCCAGGAUUGAAGGGUGAUAAAGGAGAAAGAGGCCUGAAAGGAGAAAAGGGUGACGCUGGAGCUCCAGGAAAAUCUCUUGAGAUGAAGGACAUUGAGACAAUGUUUGAAGCCUACGGUAUAAAGCUUCCUUUGCUGAAGGCUUUGAUUGACAGGUUGCUGCAGGAUGGCAUAGAGGAGCUGCUUCAUGUGCUCAGCAACUCCAAGAAAACAAAAGAAAACACAGAAAGGCACAACUCCAACGUCAUCACUGACUACACAAGUUCGGAGAAAUUUGACGUCACCAGCAGGCCUCUGUCAAAAGGGGACACUUUUGAGGACACUGAUGUAGACGGCCAGCCUCCUGAAUCUUUCUUGGUUGACCCUUUAAAUGAAACUGCAGAGGAUCCAACUUUAUGGACCGUCAACACACUGAAUUCAGAACCGGAGCAUGAUACAAUUGAGACCAAUUUAAAGGAGACAGUAGACAGUACUGAAACUUCCUUCAAAGUUAAUCUGACUGUAGUCAAUUCUACUUCCAAUUAUACAAUGACCAAUGAGGAGGACUCACUGAAGAAGAAUUCAGGACAAAAGAAGAAGAACAGGGAACGUGGGAAAGGCAAAGGAAAUAAAGGACGACAUAGGAGGCAGAGACAACGCUUGACAAGUGAAGAGGCCAGGCAAGACGAAGAAGACGAGUUUUAUAACGGCGAAGAUUACAGUUAUGAAUACGAGGAAGAACUUACCACAAUUGACCCCUUAAUCCCUCGGGACUUUGGGGAAAACAGACAGCUUGAAGUCCAAACAGAUGAAUUUCCCCAUCCAGUGGAUGAUAAGGAACAAUUGCCCACACCCAGUCCUGCCCAGGUUGAGACCUUAAGUCAACCUAUAACAGUCUUCUCAGACAGAGAAACGGAUGCACAGGUUAUCUUGCCAACCACAGAGUCACCCUCUCGACCCUCUGAUGAUAUAGAGAAGUCUACACCUCCUGCGGCAACAGAAGAACCAGAUCAGGCUCUGUGGGAGAUGGAAGUGCCUCAACCUGAAAUCAGGGUGAAAAGAGGUGUAUUUUGGCCUGACACCAUGGUGUUCAUGCCAGGUGCCCCAGGAGGACGAAAUCGGUUUAAGAAGGCACAGCAACACAUCUCCUCUGGAGCUCAGGGUUACAAAAUCUGGAGCAAGGACGAAAAAGAAAAUCCAGGCCUUCAGACACAUAGCAGGAGUGAGAGACAAGAAGCACGAGAGAGACAGAGAUACAUCGAUACAGAGGUUCCCACAGAAAUAAUAGGUGGAGGAGAAGAACAGACAAAAGCAGAAGUGGAAGAUUGGGGAAUGGAAAAAGAGAAAGAGUUAAUGCCUGAUUUAAAACCAGUCCCUGAUCCAGUCUAUGAGGAGGAGGAGAGAAGUGGAGACUAUGACUGGGAGACAGAGGAAGGUGUAGAUCAAGAGAAGGAAGAAGAGGAGGAGGACUUGGAGAUGGAGAGAGAGAGGGAUAGGCUGGAGAUGGAGAGAGAAAGACAGGAACUGGAGAAAGAGAGGGAGGCUGAGCAGGAGAGGGAAAAAAUGGAAAGCGAAAGAGAGCUGGAGCGGCAGAGGGAGGAAUGGGAGAGGAUGAGGGAGGAGAUGGAGAGGAGGAGAGAGGGAAAUUAUGAUGAAGAAACUGGACUGCCGUACCCAUAUCCCCCGGGGUAUUAUUUACUGAAAGGACAGCCAGGUGAAAAUGGAAAACCAGGACAAAAGGGUGAAAUUGGUGAAAAGGGACAAAAGGGGGAGCCGGGCAUCGGUCACAGAGGGCCAGAGGGUCAGGCUGGUCCUCCUGGACAGAAGGGUGAGCCCGGCGAGCCAGGUCCUCCAGGUGCUCAGGGCAUUCAGGGAAUCUCUGGCAAUCCAGGCAUCCAGGGCCCCACAGGUCUUAGGGGUCUUCCAGGGGACCCAGGAGAGGCAGGUAGAGAGGGCAGCCGAGGUAAAAGAGGGAAGAAUGGCUCCCCAGGAUCUCCUGGAACUCGAGGACUGCCAGGACCUCAUGGUAUUCCUGGCAUACCUGGAGAAAAAGGAGAAAAGGGUGACAGUAUACCAGGUGAACCUGGUGAGAGAGGCGUAGUUGGCCUCCCAGGUAAAAGGGGUGACAAGGGCUCUCCAGGUGUCAAAGGAGCUCCUGGGCCCAUAGGUCCUAGAGGACUGAGUGGGAGCAAAGGUGAAAAGGGAGAUCGUGGAUCACCUGGAGUCAAAGGAGAAAGGGGCAGUGUGCUUCAAAUCCAAGGACCUCGUGGCUAUAAGGGUUCCAAAGGACAGCCAGGUGAGCGAGGUUCACCUGGCUUUGACGGGGAUAAAGGAGAAAAAGGCGAGGAUGGUCCUCCUGGGGUCAAGGGUGUAAAAGGUAAUGUGGGUACAAAAGGUGCAAUGGGAAGGUUUGGAGCACGGGGCCCGGUAGGACAAAAAGGAGAUCCAGGAGAUCCUGGAGUCAAUGGAGUGAUGGGUCGCAAUGGGGCUGAUGGGCUGGAUGGAGCCAAAGGGGAUAAAGGAGACAAUGGACUCCAAGGACAACAGGGUAAUCAGGGUGAUCCAGGAGAACCUGGCUUACCAGGAGAAAAAGGGGAGAAGGGGGAGAAGGGUUUCCGAGGUUUUCCUGGGCGCACUGGGAGCCCUGGCCUGAAUGGAGAAAAGGGAGAUAUGGGGUUACCUGGCACCCCGGGCAUACCUGGACUGAAUGGGGUCACGGGCCGCAAGGGAGACAAGGGAGAAGGGGGGAUCAAUGGUGUUGAUGGUGAUCCUGGAGUAAAAGGGGAAAAGGGUGCAGCAGGUUUUCCAGGUUUCCCAGGUUUCAAGGGGUCAGCAGGAAGUCCAGGAAGGGACGGUGAUACGGGACCACCGGGACCGCCAGGGCCUCAGGGAGACAAAGGGCCUAAGGGGGAGAGGGGUAGAAGAGGCAGAUCAAAGAAGUGUCAGAGUGGAGCACCAGGGACACCAGGACACAGAGGACAAAAUGGUAAAGUUGGUAUUGAAGGAGCAAAAGGGGAUAAAGGAGAGCCUGGACUCUCAGCCGAAGAAGUAAAGGAGCUAGUCAACCAGGAGGUGGUAGAAAAGUGCGGAUUGGAAUACAAGUUCAUGGUAAAAUCUGUUGACCCAGAUGCAACAGCUGCAGUGACUAAGAAUGAAAAUGACCAAAAAGACGUUGUGAAAUCUAUCACCCAUGACCUCCAUGAACAAAGUAUGGAAGAAAACAUGGCAGACAACAUGGGAGAAGGGCACCCACAAAACCAGACUGAUUCUCAUGAUGGAGGGACUGUGGAGUGGGGACAGAGGAAGAAGAGAAGGGUAUAUGGAAGAAACACAGCAAUAACAGACCGCUGCCUGGAGCCGAUGUCAGAAGGGGCCUGUUCAGACUAUUCUCUGGUCUGGUACUUCCACGCCCGAUCGGGGGAAUGCAGACCGUUUGUUUACGGGGGCUGUGGUGGCAACCAAAACAGAUUCUCCUCCAGACAUGAGUGCGAGAGAUGGUGUGAGACGGAGAGUCGAGUUGUGGGGGGACCAGUAAGAUCACGCAGGGAAUAAUCCUUCAAACAGUUAAUCCAGUGACUGAAAAAAAAUCCUGCUUUGAAGAGAUUUUUGGUUAUACAAUAUGAAUGUGCGGAUACUAUAGAUGCUAUAAAAAAAUGCACACCUCCACAGCUGCAAAACCUUGGAAACGGAGCCAGCAACCCCCAAACAAGAUGCUUAAUUUUGUACAUAACUGUGUAAAAUGUUAUUGUGUUUGCAUUUUGCAUUGCUUUUAUUUAUAUAUUUUAACAGCUGUUUUGCAAUUUGUUAUAUAUGGAUAAUGUGAUGCGAUUUAGUCUAAAUGUGAAUGAUUUUCUUCUUAAUUUCACAUAACAUCUGCACAUGUAAGUACAUUGUCUUGCAGCUGUGUUACUAAAAUAGACUGACAUUGACAGAGAUUUUGAAUGUAAACGUGCCAAAAAUAAACACUACUGAAAAAAAAACCCUCUUAAAUCCAUCUUUACAUUCACGAUUUGUCUUUUUAACGCCAGCCUCUUUCAUUUUCCAGCUCGCUGUAGCGUAUCCCUUUAUAUAACUGUCACCUUUCUUAUGUUUUGUCAAUCGCCCUACAUCCUGUGUGGUGCAGAAAUGAGAAGCUGAUAGCUGACUGCCUGCUGACUCCUCCACCACUACAUAUGUUUCUUUGGCAGGGGGUGUUAUGGGUCAGGCUGAGAGCCAGAUGAGGGGCCAACAGGGGCCCAGUGUGGGAGCUCACGCAGGGGCUGUUUUAGAGGACUCUCCAUCAGACCGACUCAGCAGUAGCUGGGGAUUCCUGUGUGGGUGUUGAUGAGGGGGCAGCACGCAUUGAAGUUUUUUGGUGGUUGUUUUUUUCUCUUCUGGCAGUGUGACAGAUAAAAAUACACGACACAUUUUAGGCUCUCAAGUUGCCAGGUUGUUGCUCCUCGGUUCUUUCAUAUCUCUAAUCUGUUUUUCAGGUUGGUUUGUAAAAAUAGUGUUUUUCGAGUUGACAGAGGAGACAAGCCCCAAGAGGCUUCCUUCAUAUUAGUCACGAUUCUAUACUCUGAUGUACACCCACACGCAAAGAUGCUUGAUAUGUCUACUUGAUAUUUUUAGACAUAAAGAAAUCUCAUUAUAAAAUUAAAAAUAUUUAAUUUA
Molecule: messenger RNA, 10122 nt
Organism: Oreochromis niloticus (Nile tilapia)
Lineage: Eukaryota; Metazoa; Chordata; Actinopteri; Cichliformes; Cichlidae
Gene: col7a1l
Product: collagen type VII alpha 1-like
Cellular component (GO): extracellular matrix
Molecular function (GO): protein binding; serine-type endopeptidase inhibitor activity
Source: RefSeq, a predicted model, not a curated record